Messenger RNA from Gloeophyllum trabeum ATCC 11539, 1665 nucleotides. RefSeq lists its product as uncharacterized. NCBI's taxonomy places the organism in Eukaryota, Fungi, Basidiomycota, Agaricomycetes, Gloeophyllales, Gloeophyllaceae. The transcript is spliced from 2 exons. The annotation marks the transcript as partial. The record is from RefSeq and is a predicted model, not a curated record.
GACGAUGAGCAGCUGCGCGGCCGUAUCUACAGACACCCGCAGCCCAAGCAGGUCGUCAUCUACCGCCUGCUCGCCGACAACACCCCUGACAUGUUCCUCAACCGCAUCUCGGAUGCGAAGUCCCAGAUCCACAAGGCGUUCAUUGGGUCGGCUGCUGAAUUCCAGGAGAUCUUCCAGCCGCGAGAAGACCAUGAGGCAGACCAGGAGGCUCUCGAGGACGGGGACGAGGACGAGGAAGCGGUGGAACCUGGCCCGAGGCGGAAGAAGGCGACAGGCCAGGCGAAGGCGACGGCGAAGACGACGGCGAAGACGACGGCGAAGACGACGGCGAAGACGACGGCGAAGACGACGGCGAAGACGACGGCGAAGACGACGGCGAAGGCGAAACCGAAGGGCAAGGGGAAGGGCAAGGCGGUCCCUGCGUCGGACACUGAAAUGAACGACCCGCAACCGCCAGAGGAGCCCCAGCCCCAGCCCCAGCCCCAGCCUGAGCCUGAGCCUGAGCCUGAGCAGCAGCCCGAGCAGCAGGACGAGCAGCAGGACGAGGUGCGGGAGCCUCAAUCGACGAAGAGGCGGAAGCGGGACAGCAAAAAGUCACAUACCGUCAUCGACGACUCAGAGGAUCCCGACGUCCCUGGUCCCUCCACUGGGCGACGUCGACCCCAGCCUACCGCUUCCGCCGUCCCGGGCCCCUCAAAGCCCCAGUCCCGUCCCCGUCCUCGCCCUGCGCCAUCCUCGAAGCUCGCCACUCGCUCCAUGACCAGGGCCGCGCUGCAUACGGGCCGUGAGGAGCAGGAUGUCGAGAGUGAGGAUGAGGAGGACGAGGACGAGGUUGAGAGCGAGCGCGAGGUUCUCGAGGAGCCCUCUCCGAGGGCUGUAGGCCAUGGCAAGAGCGCCAUGUCCCCGAAGAAGGCACGCGACCGCGCGGUGAAGCCCAAGUCCAAGGCCUCGAAGAAGAGGUCCCCACCCACCUCUCCCAUCGGAUCGCCGUCGUCCCGUCCGAAGGCAAAGAAGACACGCGUUCCGCCCCAAGUGCACUUAUUCGACGGCGGCGUAGGUCAUGAUGACCUGAGCCAUGUGAUAUUCGGAGGCGAUGACAUGAGCGACCUCACGAGCUUUACACCCGAGGUGCAAAGCGAGAUAGAGGACCAGGACCCUGACGCAGGCCGAUUGCAAGAUGUCGGGAGGACGCUCGAGAACAUCAGCAUAGGCGAGGACGUCGAGAUGGGCAGCCACGACCAGGAUGGGCUGUCACAGAUCGUACCCUCCUCCCAGCCUGGUGAGUCUUCGCAGUCCCUCAACCCCUUCCGGCAAUCUUCGAAUCCGCGUGACUCCAUUCCCGCACACGGUAUACUCGGCGACCGACCCGCGCCAGCCUAUCAAGCACCUGAAGCGGACUCGAGAAGACGGGCUUUGCGGACGUACGUUUCGAGGCACGCAGCGAGCCGCUCUGAAGGUGCUGCUGUCUCACUGGGAGGCCUUCGGAUCCAGCCCGACCCUCGGCCCACUCGGGUGGAAGCAGCGUCGGCCAGAGCAGCUGGCGUCGCCACCGUACCUGUGGGAGAUGACUCCGACCUCGCGUCGCCCAACGUCCUUCAUGCCGCCAACUUCGCCAACCUUCGAGGGCGCCCGCCGAGUCAACCGCGACGAGGGAGAGGGAACUAA